Molecule: messenger RNA, 1116 nt
Organism: Eimeria necatrix
Lineage: Eukaryota; Apicomplexa; Conoidasida; Eucoccidiorida; Eimeriidae
Exons: 1
Coding region: 1-1116 (371 amino acids)
Source: RefSeq, a predicted model, not a curated record
AUGCAGCAGCAGCUGCUGCGAGACUGUGAGGCUCUUCUUAACUGCAUGGGCUUAGCUGCUGCUGCAGCAGCCCCGGGGGGGCCCCCCGUGCUUGAUCUGUACAGGGCCCGGGGGGCCCUCGAGGGGCCCCCAACUCUCCCAUUACAUUCCAGACAGGGAUUGGGUCCCAGGAGGGGCCCCCCGCCUCGGCCUGCGCAGAGCCGGCGUUCUGCGUUUGCGCUGGAGCAGCAGCUGCAGCAGCAGCAGCAGCAGCUGCAGCAGCAGCAGCUCCAGCAACAGCAGCUGCAGCAGCAGCAGCUCCAGCAACAACAGCUGCAGCAGCAGCUCCAGCAACAACAGCUGCAGCAGCAGCAGCUGCAGCAGCAGCAGCUGCAGCAGCAGCAGCUGCAGCAGUUCCUCAUUCAGCAGCAGCACCGCCAGGAAGAGCUGCUGCAGCAGGAGCUGCAGGAGCAGCUGCAGCAGCAGCAGCGGCAGCAGCAGCGGCAGCAGCAGCAGCAGCCGCCGCCGCCGGAGACCGACCUUGGAAUAGAGGGUCUCCUGGCCCAGCUUGCGGUGCUGCCGUUGCCGUCCACGGCAGUGCAACAGCAGCUGCAGCAGCAGCAGCAGCUGCAGCAGCAGCAGCAGCUGCAGCAGCAGCAGCAACUGCAGCAGCAGCAGCAACUGCUGCAGCAGCAGGUGCAGCAAGAACAGCAGAAGGUGCUUCGGGAGCAACUGCAGCAGCAGCAGGUACUGCUGCAGCUGCAACAAGACUUCUCAUUUUUGUUCAGUUCCUUCCCCGUGGGGGGCAUUGGCUGCCCCCCAGGACUCAGCCCAGGGGCCCCUUCCUUUGUAAGUUCUAGCGGCAGCAGCAGCAGCGCUGCUGCUGGGGAUUGCCGUCUAGAUUCUAGAGGGCCUUGUUCUUUGCUUCGCGUUUCAGAGGCCCCCGGGGCCCUCCCGGGCGAGUGGAAGAGCAGCAGCAGCAGCAGCAGCAGCAGCAGCAGCAGCAGCAGCAGCAGCCCGGCCGGGGCGCACAACCCCAGUUCUGCUUCGAGCGCCUCUUCCUGCCCGCAAAUCAACAGCAUUCCACAAAAGGAGGCCCCAGAGGCCCCUUCGCCAGAUCAGUCUUGCUUCAGGUGA